Pseudomassariella vexata is the source of this 1320-nucleotide messenger RNA. RefSeq lists its product as uncharacterized. Bases 1 to 1320 code for a protein of 439 amino acids. The record is from RefSeq and is a predicted model, not a curated record. The transcript is spliced from 2 exons. Gene Ontology annotation, biological process: molybdate ion transport. Gene Ontology annotation, molecular function: molybdate ion transmembrane transporter activity. Lineage: Eukaryota; Fungi; Ascomycota; Sordariomycetes; Amphisphaeriales; Pseudomassariaceae.
AUGCCAUUUUUCUCCAACAUCAAGCGAUUCCAUCGCAACAAUGUGUCAACACUGCGUCGGCAGCCCCUCGCAGAGAUCUCGGGCGCGCUUGGCGACCUCGGCACGCUGCUGCCGCUCAUGAUCACCCUGGCCAUCAACGGGUCGAUAUCGCUGUCUACGACGCUGGUCUUCUCGGGUUUCUUCAACCUGGCUACAGGCGUCGUGUUUGGCGUUCCGCUGCCUGUGCAACCUAUGAAGGCCAUCGCGGCAGCAGCAAUAGCCUCCCGCGCCUCCCUGCGCGAGACCGUUGCAGCCGGCAGUGUAACCUCCAUCAUCGUUCUCUUCCUCAGUGUAACCGGCCUACUGCACUGGGUCACACGCGCAAUCCCCAUCCCCGUCAUCAAAGGCAUCCAAUUCGGCGCGGGCCUCUCCCUCAUCGUAUCCGCGGGCUCCUCGCUCCUGCAGCCACUGAGCUGGGUUCGCAGCUGUCCCUUCGACAACCGUAUCUGGGCCAUCGCCGCCUUCCUGGCUCUCAUCGCCACGCAGAAGCUGCCCCGUUUCCCGUACGCCCUCGUCGUCUUCGUCGUGGGUAUUGUGCUCGCCAUCGUGGUUCUGCUCACGGAUUGCUGCUUUGAUGAUGCGCACCACCCGCACUUGCCUUGGUUUGGGAUUUGGCGCCCGUUCGUGACGCUGCCUUCAUGGAGUCCGGAUGCGGUUGGUAUGGGCAUUGCCCAGUUGCCGCUCACGACGUUGAACUCGGUCAUUGCUGCUAGUGCGUUGGCGGCGGACUUGCUCCCGGAUCUGCCUGCACCAAGUGUGACGCAGCUGGGUAUCAGUGUUGCGGUAAUGAACUUGUGUGGUUGUUGGUUCGGUGCUAUGCCCGUGUGCCAUGGAGCCGGGGGAAUAGCGGCGCAGUACCGCUUUGGAGCGCGCAGCGGGGCAAGUAUUAUUUUACUCGGGCUGUUCAAGCUGACCCUCGGGCUCGUUUUCGGUGAGACAUUGCUCGAUCUACUCGCUGGGUUCCCCAAGAGUCUGCUGGGAAUCAUGGUCAUAGCCGCGGGCUUGGAAUUGGCUAAGGUCGGGCAGAGCUUGAACCACGGAGCCUCCGACUUGUGGGAGUCGAGCGUGGAGAAUAGCAAGAAGCACAGAAAUGUUUCCGAUGAUGAGAGACUGGAGCGCUGGACCGUGAUGCUCAUGACGACGGCGGGCAUUCUCGCCUUCAAGAAUGACGCCGUCGGCUUCUUGGCUGGCAUAUUCUGUCAUUGGGCUUAUAGGGCUGCGGACUGGGUGCAGAGGAGGCACGGAUCGAGAUUGGAGAGGAUGCCGUUGUUGGUCAGCUGA